AUGGGCUCCAGUAGCAGCUCGGAGGCCGCAGCUGCCGGGCCAAUAGACACUGAGGCCGCAGCUGCCGUGGCAAUAGACCCUGAGGCAGACAAAGCUGCAGCUAAAAGCUGCAAGGACAUGCAUCAGGCCGCCAAGGAGGGCAACGUGGGUGCCGUGAGGCGCUUCCUGCGUGUCGACCCCGAGAGCCUGGAGAGCACGGACUUGUUGGGCCAGACGGCGCUGCAUCCGGCGGCUGAGAACGGCCAUGCCGCCGUGGUCGAGCAGCUGAUCUCUGCGGGGGCCACGGUGCACGCGGCCAACAAAGCCGGCUGGAUGCCGCUGCAUAGGGCGGCUGUGAACGGCCACGCCGCCGUGGUCGAGCAGCUGAUCUCUGCGGGGGCCACGGUGGACGCGGCCGACAACAACGGCUGGACGGCGCUGCAUCGGGCGGCUGAGACACGCCAUGCCGCCGUGGUCGAGCAGCUGAUCUCUGCGGGGGCCACGGUGGACGCGACCAGCAACGACGGCCGGAUGGCGCUGCAUUUGGCGGCUGAGAAAGGCGACGCUGCCGUGGUCAAGCAGCUGAUCUCUGCGGGGGCCAAGGUGGACGCGGUUGACAACAAAGGCCGGACGGCGCUGCAUUGGGCAGCUAAGGAAGGCCAUGCCGCCGUGGUCGAGCAGCUGAUCUCUGCGGGGGCCAAGGUGGACGCGGCCGACAACAAAGGCCAAACGCCUUACGACCUGGCUGAGGAUCAGCGCUACCGCAGCGGCCACCGCCAGGUGAUGGGCCUCCUGCGCCCAGUCUUUGUGGCUCUGCUGAGUGGCCGAAGCUGCCGUUGUGAUCCUUCACAGGACCGCACUGUGUUGCAGUUGAAGGAAGAAGCGGAGAAAAAGCUCGGCGUCAAGAUUAAACACAUCAUUGGACAAAACCAGGAGCCAUUGGAUGAAAGCAUGGAGCUUGCUGCAGCGCAGAUUGUGCCGGGCAACACAUUGACCGCCGUGAUUUCAGAAGAUGCUCUCGAAGAGGGACAUCCUGAAGCACAGGCGCCUGCCCAACCUGCAGACCCCUCCAUGCCCGAGGAUGGCGUCAAAAUCAAGGACUUCCCGCACGGCAUUCGCCUGAUAGCGCAGCAGGCCAUUUUCGAGGCCUUCGAUCCACAAAUCGAGGUUCUCGAGAACUGGAACGACUUGAAGGACGUCUCAGCUCUGGAAGAGGUGAUGCCUGCCGGCCACGUGCCCCUGGGUCGACUUCUCCGGCUCACUCCGGAAGAUCGAACCUUCCCUGCGCCAGUGAAGGUGGAGAUGCCGACAUGUGCUGGUGCACAGGAUCUAUGGAGGUCAACGGCCAGCGGAUGGGAGAAACUGGACACGGUCACUUUCCAUGACACGGCCAUCGCAACGGUGGAAUUGGACCACUUUUGCGAGAUGGUGGUCACCGGAAAGCCUCAUCCACUCAAAGCCCGUGGGUUUCUGCAUCCAGAGGGUGAGAAUGCGCAGGUGGUCAUAAUGCACGUCGGAUGUGAAUCAUGUGAGGGCGGCUUAGAAGCGCUUUGCUCGGAUGCAGAUGUGUUGCAACACUUCCGGAAAUGUGGCCCCAGCAGGCAACUGGGAAUGUUUCACCAUGAUGAAGAUCUAGAAAUCAAGCAGGCGGACCAAACAUCAACGGUGAAAAUCCGAUUUCACCGGAUGCCACUGAUGUCACGGGAACUGGACGCCCAGUCAAGGCAACGCUUUGAUGUGGAGAUCGAGGGAGAAAACCAUUGCUUCAAGGUUCGGCCAGAAGACGCAAGUGCAACAGUUGCAGCAGCCGCAACAGCCGCAACAGCAGCAACGGCCACAGCAGCCGCCACAGCCGCAACAGCAGCAACGGCCACAGCAGCCGCAACAGCUGCAACAGCCGCAACAGCAGCAACGGCCACAGCAGCUGCAACAGCUGCAACAGCCGCAACAGCAGCAACAUCUGCAGAGCCCAUGACACCAAAUCCUGGACUUGGGCCGCGUGCAGCUGCAUCUGCACAGGCGGCGUCGUCACAGCAAGGACACUUGUUGUUGAGCGGACGCUUCAACAGUAAUGAGAUUAUUGAGUACAUGAAGACAGUGAAGAAGCAGCUGGAAGCUCGAAAUGUACCUGUUUUCAUGGUUGAAGCAACCGUCGGCCAAAGUUUUGCUGACCUGACACGGAUAGGAUUGUGCCGUGCCAAAGGCAUGGUAACAUUUUGCACGUCGGAAUAUGGGGCAUACACUGGUGUAGGAUAUGAAACUUUCCAUGAGCUUGAAUUUGCUCAUGACCACCGGUUGCCCUUGUUUCCGAUUAGGCUCUGCGAGCAGUGGCCACCAGCGCCGCAGAACAACGAACGAGGCAUCUAUCAGAAUCAAUUCGUGUUCAAGAAUGGCCUGGUGUACAUAGAUGAUCGGCAGAUGAAUAAGGCCCAAAGUGUUGCUGACCAGAUUGCUGAAUCUGUCGCACGAAUGGGCAUCUUCCGAGUUAAGCUGCAGCUUUAAAGAUUGCGGGAGCACGCCUCGGG
This is a messenger RNA of Cladocopium goreaui, 2504 nucleotides long. NCBI's taxonomy places the organism in Eukaryota, Dinophyceae, Suessiales, Symbiodiniaceae. The record is from the annotation of a GenBank genome assembly.